AUGUCUGCACCACCUUAUGAGGGAGCUCCACCUUAUCAGCCUUAUCCUCCACCACAGUAUGGCGGUCAGCCUCCCUACAAUCAACAGCCCGGCUUCGCCUAUCCGCCUGGUCAAGUAAAUUACCCAUCACAACCAUAUCCAAAUACACUCCAGCAAAAUUAUGGACCUCAAGGAGGUUAUUCACAACCUUAUGGGCAACAAUAUCCACAGCAAUAUCCACAACAGUAUCCACAACAACCACAAGUUGUGUGA
Molecule: messenger RNA, 252 nt
Organism: Strongylus vulgaris
Lineage: Eukaryota; Metazoa; Nematoda; Chromadorea; Rhabditida; Strongylidae
Source: the annotation of a GenBank genome assembly